GUGUUGAACAGUGCAUUUUCAAAUGGCGAACGAGAGUUAGCAUACCAACAAAAUAUAUCCAGAAAUUUUUGUUUGACGCUUCUAAGUGAACCUAUAUAUAGAUAUUUUGAUUCAACAUUUUUAGAAAAAAAUCACCGAUUUUCUACCGAGAUUUAGCUUCUUGUACAUUUAGUGACGUCUUUUGUUUGCAAUUCUUUUUUCUUCAUCACGCGAUUUUCCAUCCGAGUUUUUAUUACCAUUUGCAUUCACUCAAGUGUUUAUUAGAUGAAGUUAAUAUAUUCAGAGACAGAAUUUUUUUUAUGCCUUAUCAAUUACCAAACAGACUUGAACCACAAAAAAGUGCCUACUCUAAGUGCGUGAUUCGCAACAUAUUUUCGAUGUGUUGUUGUUGAAUGUUUUUUUUUUUGUCAAUAUAUUUUUACCAAAGUGUCUAAAAGUAAAUUGUGAUUACACACUUUUUUCCGACAAUAUUUCACUUGAACCGAAUUUUCUCGAGCAAUUUCGCAACUUUUAUAAUAAAAUACUGAAGCCAAACAUUUAACAGCCGAAAAAAAGAAAUCGAAGCCGACGACAGAACAAAAAUAUGUUAAAUUAGUGCCUAAAUUAAGACCGUUUCUAUAUUUUGUGUAACGUCAUUUACUCCAGGAAGAACGAAUGCACGAUCAGUAAAUUGAUCGUUUAAAAAAAAAAAACUAUAAAAUGAUGAAAAUACUAAACUAGACAGAGCCGUGGAGACAGACAAUUUACAAUCAAAAUUAAUGAAUUAUUGAACGAAAAGAGCAACUGAUACACACACGAAGGGAGCAAACCCAAGUAAUAAAUUUAUAUUUAGUUACAAUUAACUAGUGCUGAAUUUAUACGAUUUUAAUCAAUUUUAAUGAAAAUAAAUGGACACAAGCAAUCGUUUAUGUUGAUCAGCAUCGCAAUGAAUUGUACAAAUAUUAAAUAUAUUAACAUGUUGGUAUAGUUACGGAACCAAUUUUUCUCUAUUCUUUCGCAAAAAAUACGACGAGCGCUCAAAAAAGACAAGAAAAAACAUAAACUUUAGAUUUUUUUUAAAACAAAAAAAGUGAACAGUACAACUAUCGAUCUGUUGGUAUCAUUAACAUACAAGUUAUAUAUAUACAUUCAAUCGAUAAAAAAAAUUAAAUUCAAAAUAAAUUACAACCAUGGAUGUUUGGAUGCAAGAUGUGAUCCCUAUGAUGGCAGAGACACCGACUCAUGCUCACGCUCAUAUAAAGCAAGAAAUUGAUACUACAUGCUGUAGUCCAUCGCCGUCGAACGGCAAUUUCAAUGCGCAAGGUUUCAUAUUCAACAAUUCUGCUUCAGCAAAUACGAUGGAUUACAAAUGUACACCCAUCAAUAAUAACACGAACAAAAACUCGCCAGCAUCACCGGAACGUCAAUUUUGCUCAUCAACCACACCAUUGGGUGAUGAAAAAUUUCCGGUAUGUCAAUCGGAUCAAAAUGAUUCGAACAAGGAAGAACUACCACGUCGCCUUUGUUUAGUGUGUGGUGAUGUUGCAUCCGGAUUUCAUUAUGGAGUUGCGUCAUGUGAAGCAUGCAAAGCAUUUUUCAAGCGGACCAUUCAAGGCAACAUUGAGUAUACUUGCCCGGCCAAUCAAGAGUGUGAGAUAAAUAAGCGUCGUCGCAAAGCGUGUCAAGCAUGCCGUUUCCAAAAAUGUUUGCUGAUGGGCAUGUUGAAAGAAGGUGUACGUUUGGAUCGUGUACGUGGCGGUCGUCAAAAGUAUCGUCGCAAUCCAAAUGCGAAUCCGUAUCAAAUGCAAAUUUUCCCAUCGAAUACAAGCAUGCCGCCCACAUCAUUGGAAGACAUUAAAAUUUUGGAGAUUCUAACCCUAUGCGAACCAGAUCUAUUGAACGUUGUUCCACCAAGCAUUGAUAUGCUUAUGUAUAACAAAAAUCUAUCAAGGGAUAAUAUCAGCACUACCGGCAGUAACAGCAGCGAUUGUGGCAGUUCCAAUGAGAAAGAUGCAGACGAUAAAAGUGAUAUUUUUAUGGAUAUGGAACAUCGCAUCGAAACAGAGAUUCAGGAUAUGCUCAGUGUUUUAAGUGAUAUUUACGAUAGAGAAUUAGUUAGUGUGAUCGGCUGGGCGAAACAAAUUCCAGGAUUCAUUGAACUUCCAUUAAAUGAUCAAAUGAAACUGCUUCAAAUGACAUGGGCUGAGCUGUUAACACUUCAAUUGGCUUAUCGUUCAAUACCGUUUACUGGUAAGCUGGUAUUUGCUAAAGAUUUUUGGCUUGAUGAACGAACAGCCAAAGUUUGCGGAGCAAGCGAAUUGUACAAUCAUUGCGCUCAAAUAGCCCAACAAUUGGAACGUCUGUCACCGAGAAAAGAAGAGUAUUUUCUACUAAAAGCAUUGAUUUUAUCAAAUUGUGAAAAGAUACUGGAUAAUCCGACCGCUUUGAUCAAAUUUCGUGAUUCCAUUUUAAGUUCAUUGAAUGAGUGCGUUUAUUUGCUGAGGCAAAAUGGAGCCGUGUCACAGCAACAGCAUUUACUGCUUAUCUUGCCAUCGAUUCGACAAGCUGAGCAAAUUGUGCGAAAAUUUUGGAUUGAUGUCUAUCGCAGUGGAAAUAUAAAUAUGAAAAAAUUGUUCGUUGAAAUGCUUGAAUCCGUUUCCAAAUAGCAUCAAUACAACAAUCACCUCAAUCAACUUAUUUAUAAAAAUGCUAUUUAAAGCUGAAUUGGAUGGAAUUCACAAGCCAUUCUUUGCUGUAAAAGCCGUAAGGAAAACAAAUCAUCAGCAUGUUUUAAAUGAAAAUCGGUUUUAUUACAUCCCAAUUCGUUAGCACACACAAACACACAUACACAAACAUAAAAUGGAUUUUUCACAAAGAGAGUGCACAAUCUAAUUAAUAACUAUGAGUACAAGUAGCUUUACAAAAAUUGUAAACCGCCCAGAUACACAUUCAGAAUAGUAGCAAUUUUAAUGAAAGUAACAGAAGAAAAAAACGAGUAAAAAUUUAAUCAAUUUCAACCAGUUUACCAUAAUCCAUGCCAAUAGAAGGACAAACUAAAACCUACGUAAUCAAAUUACGAUAUAUGAAAUGGAUGUUUUUUGUGUGGUCAGAAAGAGUGAAUGAAUGCGAAUGAGAACCAACACGGGUCAAACAAUCAAAGAAUGCAACGUCGCAUCAAACCUAAUCAAUCGUUUUAUUAAAUCGAGAGAAACAAAAAAAAGAAGAAAAGAGAAGCAAAAUCAGUUUAAAAAACGAAAUCAUUAAAACCUUUCAAUUAUACAUUUUAUUACUAUAUGUGUAUUUAUAAAUAUAAUAUGAUAUUAUAUUCGUAAGCAAUCAUCGGAAAUUUAUUGUUCCUACCAUUUUUUCCAUU
Molecule: messenger RNA, 3352 nt
Organism: Contarinia nasturtii (swede midge)
Lineage: Eukaryota; Metazoa; Arthropoda; Insecta; Diptera; Cecidomyiidae
Gene: ERR
Product: steroid hormone receptor ERR2
Exons: 7
Coding region: 1170-2645 (491 amino acids)
Biological process (GO): regulation of DNA-templated transcription
Cellular component (GO): nucleus
Molecular function (GO): steroid binding; sequence-specific DNA binding; zinc ion binding
Source: RefSeq, a predicted model, not a curated record